AUGCUUCGUUUCGCAUGCAUUCCAUUCAAUGCGCUCCUCUUCUUUUAUUUGUCACUUUCUUCUGCUGUCAAUGCUGCUCAGGAGAAGGUCUUGUCAGAUCCUACUCCAAAUAGAAGGGGAUACACCAAGGGUGACUUGAUCCCUGUCAGCUGCCUCAAUAGGACAAUUGACACUGGUGAACAUAUCACCGACAACCAUGGCAAUCUCCAAUACAUCCCAUUCCCUACCUGCAAUGAAACGAGCCAACCGCUGUCCUUCCUCUACAACACUCCUCAAACACAAACAUGCACCAUCGACUCCUUACCCGACGAGCUUUAUCACCUCUUCGAGUUCUUCGUUCACAGCGAUGUCCCUUUGACAUGCCGGGUCCCCUCAUACCCUCUUUCUCAGAACGGACAAGGGAUAUCGUCCUCGCUACCCGGUGUAGACGGCACGGGAGCUGAUAAAGAUCAGUGGACGCCAUUCACAAUCGCACUGCAGGGCACCCUCCAGCUCUCCCACCUCCACCUCCACACAAACAUCAAUGUCCUCUUCCACAUAUCGCCCGAGUCGGAAACGCCAGGAGAAGUAGUCCAGUCUCAUCUCAUCGCCUCGACAGCGUAUUCACUCCCCAACACGACUUCGAGCACACCUUCAGAGGGCCCGAAGAUCGUCCGUAAUGAACCCGUCGUUCUGACAUUCAACAUCGGCUGGGUCGACGGGGCGGUCCUGCCUGGCAUGGCUGGACGUCCGGUGCUGGGGAUCAGGAACCACAGCGUUGGGUUCUCGCUGCUCAGCUUCUUCGCAAUUGCCGCGAGUGCUGGUGUCGGCGCCAUGGCGAUGCUUGUCUACGAGCGCCGCAAGAGCGGGAGGAGCGGCGUGUACGGAAAUGGCAUUCUGGGAGGGAACGUGGGCAACGGCGUGGUAAGAUCUUCGGGCUAUGGGGGCUACGGGGGCUACGGUGGGUAUAGCGGCAGCACUGUGGGCAAAAGAGACUGA
Exophiala bonariae is the source of this 978-nucleotide messenger RNA. RefSeq lists its product as uncharacterized. The transcript is spliced from 3 exons. The coding region runs from base 1 to 978 and encodes 325 amino acids. Lineage: Eukaryota; Fungi; Ascomycota; Eurotiomycetes; Chaetothyriales; Herpotrichiellaceae. The record is from RefSeq and is a predicted model, not a curated record.